UCCCCCUCUCUUCCAUAACUAUCCAUCUAUUCUACUCCACUAUGAUCGUGAUCUGAGCUUUUUGUUAUUUCAUUCUGAGUGUCCUCUUGCGUCAUAGUGGUUCUCUGAGGAUUUUUCAUUUCGAUUUCAGGCCAAUUUCCAUACGGUUCUGAAAUCCCCACUUCUGUUCCAUGUGUUCUUUUUCAAGGAGAUUUUCAGUUUUCUUUUUUGCUUUCUUCUCUACUUAAAGUUUGGAAAUUAUGUAGGACAAAACUUAUAUAUGUUUAUGAACGCCCGUUUCCUGAUAUUUUCUUCCAGUUGCAUAACAUUCCAAGAGCAGUUUGCGUUAUUGCUGGACUAGGACUCGGACAAAAGUUCCAAACUAUCAUUCUACAGUUUUUUGUUUUUGGCCAAAAAUAUUCUACAGUGUUUGAAACUUUCAUUUUUGGACAUUUGGUUAUUUAAUUACAAAUCUAGCCUCUAAAGACAACAAUUUCUUUGAAGGGGACCGUGAUAGCUUGCCUUUUGGAUUCGUAUUCAAUAUCCUAUUUGAGGGCAAUCAUAUACUGUAGAUCAUCUGAUAGAUUUCCAGGGCAGAUUCCUUGUCAGAGGGGAAAGAGUUGAACUUUAUCAGAAAGUUAAGGAAUCAUUCAGAAUGAGCCAGUCUAAAAUCAAGCGUCGUAUAGGUAAAUAUGAGGUGGGAACGACCAUUGGUGAGGGAACAUUUGCAAAAGUGAAAUUUGCUAGGAACUCUGAGACUGGGGAGGCUGUGGCUAUUAAAAUUCUGGAGAAAGAGAAGGUUCUCAAGCACAAGAUGGCUGAACAGAUCAGGCGGGAAAUAGCAACAAUGAAGUUAAUCAAGCAUCCAAAUGUUGUUCAAUUGUAUGAGGUAAUGGGAAGCAGGACAAAAAUAUAUAUAGUUUUGGAGUUUGUUACUGGAGGGGAGCUCUUUGACAAAAUUGUAAACAAUGGGCGAAUGAAUGAAAAAGAAGCACGUAGUUAUUUCCAGCAGCUUAUAAAUGCUGUUGAUUAUUGCCAUAGCAGGGGUGUCUACCAUAGAGACCUCAAGCCAGAGAAUUUGCUGCUAGAUGCUUCUGGCCAGCUUAAAGUUUCUGAUUUUGGUUUGAGUGCACUAUCACAAGAAGUCAAGGAUGAUGGACUGCUUCAUACUACAUGUGGAACUCCAAACUAUGUUGCUCCUGAGGUCCUUGAUGAUAGAGGCUAUGAUGGAGCAACUGCGGACUUGUGGUCUUGUGGAGUGAUUCUCUUUGUAUUACUUGCAGGUUACUUGCCUUUCGAUGACCCUAAUCUUAUGAACCUAUAUAAAAAAAUAUCUGCUGCCGAAUUUACUUGUCCCCCAUGGAUGUCCUUCAGUGCCAGGAAAUUGAUAACUCGAAUUUUGGAUCCUAACCCCAUGACACGUAUCACUAUAUCUGAGAUCUUGGAUGAUGAAUGGUUUAAGAAAGAUUACAAGCCUGCAGUUUUUGAGGAGACAGGGAAGACCAACCUUGAUGACAUUGAAGCUGUGUUUAGAGAUUCUGAAGAGCACCAUGUGAUGGAAAAGAAGGAAGAACAGCCAACAGCCAUUAAUGCAUUUGAAUUAAUUUCUAUGUCCAAAGGGCUAAACCUUGAGAACUUGUUUGAUAUAGAGCAGGCUUUGAAAAGAGAAACAAGGUUCACAUCAAGAUGCCCGGCGAAAGAGAUAGUUAACAAGAUUGAAGAAGCUGUAAAGCCUCUUGGUUUUGAUGUCCAGAAGAAAAACUACAAGAUGAGGCUCGAGAAUGUGAAAGCAGGAAGGAAGGGAAACCUUAAUAUUGCCACUGAGAUAUUUCAAGUGGCACCUUCUCUUCACAUGGUUGAGGUGAGGAAAGCAAAAGGUGAUACAUUGGAGUUUCACAAGUUCUACAAAAAUCUUUCAACAAGGCUUGAUGAUGUUGUUUGGAAAGCUGAGGACACUCAAGAAGCAAAGUAAAUCUUCAGUAUCGUUAUUAUCAAAAGCAAUUUCUUGAUGCCUCAUGUCCUACUAUUUACCAAUAUCUUCAGUCAAUUCUCAUCCUACGUCUUUCUACUCACAUGUUUGUUUGUUUGGACAUAGACCCGCGAAGUGCUUUCCUAGUAAUUUAUCGUAGGAAAGCAUGCAUAGUUUUAUGUAACUUUUUGCUCAUCAACAAUCAAAUUAUGUUUGCCAAACGAUAAAAGUGCUGCACUCCAAAAAUUUAUAUAUUUCUUCCA
Prosopis cineraria is the source of this 2211-nucleotide messenger RNA. RefSeq names its product CBL-interacting protein kinase 32-like. The record is from RefSeq and is a predicted model, not a curated record. Gene Ontology annotation, biological process: protein phosphorylation; signal transduction. Gene Ontology annotation, molecular function: protein kinase activity; ATP binding. Lineage: Eukaryota; Viridiplantae; Streptophyta; Magnoliopsida; Fabales; Fabaceae. The transcript has 15 exons. Bases 635 to 1951 code for a protein of 438 amino acids.